Messenger RNA from Octopus bimaculoides (California two-spot octopus), 1449 nucleotides. Its product is annotated as GPI alpha-1,2-mannosyltransferase 3. Gene Ontology annotation, biological process: GPI anchor biosynthetic process. Gene Ontology annotation, cellular component: endoplasmic reticulum membrane. The record is from RefSeq and is a predicted model, not a curated record. Gene Ontology annotation, molecular function: alpha-1,2-mannosyltransferase activity. NCBI's taxonomy places the organism in Eukaryota, Metazoa, Mollusca, Cephalopoda, Octopoda, Octopodidae.
AUGACAGUGACAGCAAACGGCGAUGCUGACGCUGACGCCGACACUGCUGGCUGUGCUGACGGAGUUGGUAAGGAUAUUAACGACGAUGAAGUCAGUUAUGGCUAUCAGACUUGGGAAUGGAGGAAUGCCCUGCGUGGCUACCUUUAUCCCUCCGUCUUUACUGUUCUCUACAAAGUCUUGCACAUUCUCAGACUGGACUACAGGAUCCUAUUGAUUAAAGCCCCUCGCGUGUUGCAGGGGCUCCUUGCUGCCACUGGUGACUUCUAUCUCUACAAGCUCUCAUUGCGCCUCAGCGGCACGGCCACGGCGCAGUGGACUUUGGUCUGUGAGAUAUUGUCCUGGUUUUUGCUCUACACCUACCCUCGCACCUUGACCAACGGGGCUGAGACAGCCCUCACGGUCAUCGCUCUGUAUCAUUACCCUUGGCCAAAAUUGAAACCAAAGGACCGCAAUUCCACCCUCAAGUUCCUUUUGGUCGCUGGACUCUCUGUCAUUGUACGACCGACCUCCGUCAUCACGUGGAUUCUUCUCUGUGGUUGGCAUCUUCAGAACUCCUUCUCUCUCCGUCUGUGUGUCCUCUACGUUUUAGCCAUUGGGUCCUGUCUUACUCUGUCCACUCUGGUUGAUUACCUUGGCUACGGCAAAUUUGUCCUUGUACAGUACAACUUCUUCAAGUUCAACGUGGUGUCCAACCUUGGUUCGCACUAUGGCACCCACCCGUGGCACUGGUAUGUGACGCAGGGCUACCCUGUCAUCAUAGCAACUCACCUUGUGCCGUUUGUUGCUGGGGUGUGCAAGGCCAGGAACAAGUCCCUGUUCACCGUCAUCCUCUGGACUCUCUUGAUAUACAGCUUCCUCAGUCACAAGGAGUUCCGUUUCGUGAUGCAUACGAUCCCCUUGUCAAUGCAUUACUGCGGAAUUUACUUCCACUCGUUGUGCACCGAAGACUUGCAGUCCAACACGAAGCCGCAUUCUUCAGGAAAAGGUCAUUCGUUUCCAUCUCCGGAGAAUACUUCGGAAAAUGCUUCACCGGACAGCGAACAAAAGAAGAAGUACUUCGUUCAGAAAUCACGCCUAACGAAGGCUUAUUAUCUGCUGAUAUUUCUCGCAGUCACAAACCUACCCCUUGCGUUUUAUUUCAAUCUGAUCCAUCAAAGGGGUACGGUGCUUGUGACAAAGUUCCUUCAUGAUGAAUUUGCUCCUGAAAAGUUGACCCCUACUUCUCGUGUGCUCUUCCUCAUGCCCUGUCAUUCGACCCCGUUUUACAGCCAUAUCCACAGACGAGUGCCAAUGCGAUUCUUGACAUGCGAACCGAAUCUCUCCCAGACUGACCACUAUGUGGAUGAAGCUGACCUUUUCUUCAAUGACCCUUUGAAGUGGUUGGACAAAGAGUACAACAUGACCACUUCAAAGAAGGCCGACACCUUGCCGACCCACUUUGUCUAUUAC